GGACUUAAGUUUAAUGACACACACACCGCAAUUAUUUGUUAUUUUUAUUUUCAUUUCAUUAUAAUAAUAUUAUCCUUUUGGUAUAUGACAUUUAUUCCCAUAUACUUAAAAUAUUGUUAGUUAUUCACUAAAAACAUAAACUAACUUACAAACAAAACAGUUUAUGAACAAAAUCGAUAUCUAUUUACCGUUUAUUAAAUAUUUUGUAAAUAACCUCGGAUUCUUAAAAUGUCUAAAUGUGAAACAAUACCAUCAUUAACAGUAGAUAUCGCUAAAGAUAUUUUGAACAAAACUCUAGAAGAAUUGCAAGUUCCAGAAAAUGUACAAAAAUUGGAGGAGGCUAGAGACAAUGUUGGCAAUGAAAUGUUAAAAAUGAUGCAGUUCUUAUUUCCCAUUGUAAUGCAGAUUCAGAUGGAAAUAAUAAAACAGUUUGGCUAUCCAGAUGGAAGAGAAGGUAUAAUCAAAUUUUCUCAAAUGUUGAGGGCUCUAGAACGAGAAGAUUCAGAAAUAGCCAGGUUAAAUGGUUUAGUUAAGUCAUAUUAUCUUCCUCCAGUGACUGUUCACACAACCAAUGAAUCACCAGCUGAAGAAAGAGUUAGCAGUAGUUAGAUAGGGUAUAGACAAUUUUAUUUAUACAAUUUUAUAUAUUAUUAAACAAUUAUAUUUGGCAGUAUGUAAUAACAAUAGAAAAUUCCAUACUUUUCUGUUUAUGCACCUUACCUUUGAUAACUAUUAUGUGCAUUCAUUGCUAUUAUGUACUACCUUAAAAAAGACAGUAAUUAAAAGUUUGUAUCUAUUUUUAAACUCU
Molecule: messenger RNA, 808 nt
Organism: Diabrotica balteata
Lineage: Eukaryota; Metazoa; Arthropoda; Insecta; Coleoptera; Chrysomelidae
Source: the annotation of a GenBank genome assembly